UUCUGCGCCCACAGGUGGUACUCGCUUCUUCUUCCGCAUCUUCUUCUUCUACUUCUUCUUCUGCUUCUUCUACUUCUGCCAUUGCUCCUUUUCUUCAGCUGACUCUCAUUUACGACUUACCGUGAACGCUAUCGACGAAACUCUCCCCGGCGCUACGAGGGAAAGCGAGCGCUUCUUUCCGACGAAGGUGGUUACGCAGCGGUAGUGGUGGUGGUUCUGGUGGUGAUUGUGGUAGCGGAUUUUUGUGUGACAGUGCUAUGAUGGUGGUAUAUUACAAUGGUGGAUCCACCACUUCCGGUUCCUUGCCCGUGGACUAAUCGUGCGAUAAUCGCCUGGUGGUGCGAAAGGUAGGCGGACGUGUCGCUCCUCCGCCGCCAGAGUCGCGUUAUCGACCGCAUUUAGCGCGACGUGGACCUGUUGUCCAACUUGUUGCUCGUCCUGCGGGCAUCCCCCGAUUUCACCUUCUCGAGCAGGCCUCCCCUUAAGAAGCAACCUAAGUAAGAAGGCAACGAGAAAAGGAUAAAAAGAAUUUAGAAAAAAGGAGGGAGGAUAGAGGAAAUAAAGUAGGGAUAUAAAAAGGAAAGAGGAAGAAAAAAUUAAGAGAUCCAAAUAUGAGGAUAAAGGACGGAGGACGCGAACGACCUUAAGGAUCGCUUCUUCCUCAUCCUUGCGUGCAAAUAAGAGAGAGAGAGAGGGGGGAGAGAGACGUCAAGACUUUCACAUAUAUGUAAACUAAUUAUUCUAGAUUAUAGAAAGAGGAUAUGUUAAGAUUUAUUAGAAUAGAGUGACAUGCAUAUUUAUAUGUCGCUCGAACAAUCAAGUACUGUUUGCACAUGUAUGCACAUAGAAAAAGCAAUAAUCUUCCACCCACGAGAAUACAACGAAAGCAAUUCUACACAAGGUAAAUAAAGAAUUAUCAUUGCCCUCUGAGGUAUUUAACUGAAUUUUAAGUAGAAUAUUCAAAUCAUUAAUAUUAGGAGCUACAAUGAUAAGAUUUGAUACUCAUGUUCCAGUUGGAAGGGUUUUAUUUAUUUAUAAAUCCUGUUUUAUCGUGCAACGAUUAAGGUAGUUCGAGGAACUUGGAAUAGAGAUCUACGGAAGAGAUAAGAAAAUAAAUAUAAACUUUGUGAAAGCCUCCUUAGGAAACUGGGUAAGCCAGAUCGAAGUGGCUUCAAAAAAAGGAACCAAAGCAAUUCUCAAAUAUAUAAGUGAAGACUGAAGCUUAAGAAGCGACAUCCGCAGAAAAAGAAUGCGGACUUAUUUGUAGUUUUUUAUAAUUCUGAUUCUAAUAAGUGAAGUAAAAGCGUCGCAAGACUUGUUGAACUUAAGGGGGUUUGGAAGUAUUUUAUGGUGCAGAUAGAAUAACGAAUUGAUCUCGUGGUUCGGCGCAAGGUUUUCCAAAAGGUGCGUCAGUCAAUAUUCAAAAUGCCACGCUGCUACAUGGUGAAGAAAGCUUUAUGCAACAAGUAUAUAAACAGCGUCGCCAGAGGAUUUGAGAACCGGGGUCGAGGAAGAAGCACGCCGUCCCCAACCAAUGUGCAGCCGCCCGUCUCUCCUCUGAAAGUCAACCCUUACCCUAUUGCACUUCAAGAAAAGCAUUCAUCUGAGGGAAGAGCUGUUUCUCCAGUAUCAUCCGUAUUAUCGUCUGACUUGCCGAUAAAAAAUCGAUUUGAAAGAGUUCAAAACCUUCUAGAAGAGUCUUCAGACGAUCCGAAACUAUUAGUACUGAAAACAUCCAGUCGAAUUCAAAGAGAUCAGGACAUUCAACAAAAACAAAUAGAACAACCAACAGAAAAAUUCGAGGAGCAGUCUUCACCAUCUAAAAAAUGUACAAUAAUCUCAAUAGACACAUUUCCCGCGGGCCAAUUCCCAAGAUUUCGUACUGUCAAAGAAAUUACAAAAGACCAAUCAACAUUAGCCUUAGUGGAAACCCCUUCAUUAAUAUUAGUAGAAAACCCUGCAUCAAGCAGAUUCCACAGAGUUCAGGACGUGAUAGAAAAUGCAAUAGCAGAAUGUACCGAAACCUCGGGCGUAAAAUCUCCUGCAACUCAAUUACAAAAACAGGAUCAAAAAGAAAAUGUAAUAUACAAGUGUUUAGAUACAUCGGACAAGUUUCCAUCGAGGCGGCUCAAAAAGGUCCAAGACGUAAUAGAAGACGUGAUAGACCAGUGCAGUACUCUGCCAAAUGUUUCAACAGCAACAACAACAGUAAUAACUCGAUCAGGAACCACCACCACGACGACAAUUCGUCAACCACAAGAAUUUCGAACGCCGACACCUCCGCCUUCUCGCCUCGAAGAAGCCCAAACCAGGAUAGAAUCAACGGGGCCAAUAAAGUUUAACGAUGAUCUUAGGCAAAGACAAAGUUCGCCAGUAUCUUUAACGGAAGCGUGUACCUCUCGCCUGGAAGUACUUGCACCUUUCAGACACUCGCCAACAUUGUCAGAGCGUUUCUCAAAUUCCUCAAGAUCAGUCAUCGUCUCUCCUGACAAAUAUCAAAGCCAAAACGAUGGAAUGCAACUCUUUAGGGACAGAUCUGCUGCGGAAACAGAAGCUGCUCAUGAUUUGUUGGAAUUGUCUCGUUCUUUGCCUCCAUUGCCCCAACCGGGUGUAGCAAUUGGUCCCCAAAAUGUCGUUGAAGCACCGGCAACUGAUGUGCAAGAAAUGAGAGUAUAUCAAGGUGAGACUCCUGUUUAUCAAGUUAAUGCGAUUUUCGCGAGUGACUUGAUGAACAGUGGGAUUUAUCACCAGCAUCAAGGAGAAAUAAUUUAUGAUCCCACGCAUGCUAGAACGAUUGUCCAGCAAGCACCUGGGGGUGUUUUUAUACCAUUAUCUCCUGUUCAGGAAAUUCUAUUUACGUAUGCGACACCAUCUGUGCCGUCAAUGAUCACUGAGCAAUCAAUAGAACUUGCGCCGUCGUCAAUGUUCGUCGAUCAAUUGACAGGCACUAUGACGCCCUCGACGAUCGACGGGCAGUCAAUAGGAUCUCCGCCGUCUUUAAUGAUUGGCGAGCAAUCGAUAGGAUCUUCGACACCUUCGAGGUUCCGGCAAUCGAUAGGAUCUGAGGCCUCGUCGAUGGCCAUGGAGCAAACGAUAGGAUCCGAGGCGUCUUCAAGGUUUGAGGAGCAGUCGAUAGGAUGUUCCAAGACGUCCAUGAUUACCGAACAAUCAAUAAGAUCUGGUACUUCAUUGAUAUCAGGAUCUGGAACUUCGAGGAUUGUUGAGCAAACGAUAGGAUCUUUAGCGCCCUCGAUGUUCGACGGGCAAUCGAUAGGAUCAUCGAGGACUAUGAUCGUUGGGCAAUCAAUACGAUCUAGGACGCCUUCAACAUCUACAUCAUCGAUGAUCGUCGAGCAAUCGGUAGGAGCUGAGAUACAACCGAGAAUCGAACGGCGAUCAAUAGGAACUUCGCGAUCGUCGAUGAUCGUCGGGAAAUCAAUAAGAACUGGAACACCAUCAAUAUCAAUAUCUGUCGCGUCGACGAUGCCCACCGAAAAAUCAACCAAAUCUAUUACCACAUCGACAUCAGGUUCGUCGAUGAUCGUCGAGCAAUCGAUUGGAGUUUCUUUAGGAUCUGCUACGUCGUCGAUGCUCGCUGAAAAAUCGAAGAGAUCUGGGACACCAUCAAUGUCAGGACCGACGAUGAUCGUCGAGCAACCGAUAGGAGCUAGGAAGCCAUCGGUAGGAUCUGUCGCAUCAUUGAUGCUAGCUGAUCAAUCAAUGAGUUCCGGGAUGCCACGUAUAGCAUCUGCCACGUCGAUGAUUGUUGAGCAAUCGAUAGGAUCCGUGAUGCCACCGAGGAUCGUCAGGCAACCAAAGGGAUCUGUCACCGCUUCGAUGAUCAUCGAACAAUCGAUAGGAUCAACGACAAUGUUAAGAAUGGAUGAGCAAUCGAUAGGAUCUUUGACGCCACCGAGUUCAGGCGAGCAAUCGAUAGGAUCUGUGACUUCGAGAAUUGUCGAGCAAUCGACAGGAUCUAUAAGAUCAAUAAUUCUCAAGCCAUCGACAGGGUCUAUGACACCCUCGAGUAUCACCGAGCAAUCGAUAGGACCUGUGUUGACGCCGAUAAUGGUCGAUCAACCUAUGGAAUCUGUUCCUCCUUUGACGCCUCCAAAUUCUGAGUGUAGUAGUGAUAUUGAAAACAAUAAUCCUAAUUGGCAAGCUAAUUUAAAGAGUAAAGAGGUCCAGGCUAUUACGGAUCAAACGGAGACGAAGGCUGCUGCUUAUACGUAUGAUACACUGCUUGUUGCUGAUGGAAGAUCGAAAAAUAAGAAGGGACAUUUGCAACAGAAAGAUACCCCUGAAGCUGAACCUCUGGAUACUAUCGAAGUUCCUAAGGCUGGAAGAUAUGUUUGCUGCGAGUGCGGUAAACAAUACGCCACCUCAUCAAACUUAUCACGGCACAAACAGACGCAUCGAAGUAUAGACUCUCAAUCGGCCAAAAAGUGUGUCUACUGUGGAAAGGCUUACGUCAGUAUGCCAGCACUAGCAAUGCACGUAUUGACUCACAAAUUGACGCACAGUUGUGGAAUUUGUGGAAAAAUGUUCUCCAGACCUUGGCUACUUCAAGGUCAUUUGCGAAGCCAUACAGGGGAAAAACCUUAUGGUUGUGCACACUGCGGGAAAGCUUUUGCAGAUAGGUCGAAUCUGAGAGCUCAUAUGCAAACGCAUUCAGCUGACAAAAAUUACGAAUGUCCAAAAUGUGGAAAAUCUUUUGCACUCAAAUCAUAUUUGAAUAAACAUCUGGAGUCAGCUUGCCAAAGAGAAAAUGGUGACGACAGCAGUAAUGAUGUUGAUUCUAUCGUCACCUUAUAAACGAAAGCAACGAUUAUUAAGACUUUAUCAAAUGCAGUUUAAAAUUAACUGCAAAAAGUAACGUCGACGGAUAUUAAAAUUUAUCGUCUACCCUACAAUUACCCAGCACGAGUAUAGGAAUAAGUGACGAUUGAAAAGCAAUCACAAACGUUCGAGGACCAGGAAAGCAAUACAAGUGUCUCGUACUUUAUAUUUCGUUCGAACAAUUCAGGAUUCCUAUUAAAUGACAAUCUCAUAUAUAUUUUUUCUGUUUUAAAAUACGUUAUAAAACCGUUCCAUUUUAUUCUUUAAAAAAAUGAACGUGAAAUCGUAUAAUAGCAUUAUUAUCAUCAUAAAACUCGACUAAAAGAGCGUAAAAGACGAAUCUAGCGCGUUUGACUUUACGAUCUUUGGUACUGAAAAGAGUUUGGUCAAGGCACAAAAAGAUCAUUUUAAAACAAGAAAUUUAUUUGAGAUUCGCAUUUUAUCAAGACACUCCGAUGUAACUUGAUCGGAUAAUAGGAAUCUGCGUCCUUUCCUCGUGUACAUUUAUAUUUUCUACCAAAAGACACUUGAUUAAAUAUUUAAGUGUCAACCAGUACCUUUGAGCCAAAAUGGUUCUUGCCAAGAACGCAACGAGACAUCGAAUUUUCACUAAGUAACUUUUUAAAUCCGUCUUAUUAUGACACAAAACUCGACAGCGUCAAUUCCUUUCAUACGAAUGAGUAUUAAAGGGAAGAUUUAAAAAAAAUUUCCUUUCUUCUAGAAAAGAAUAAAGGAAGUAAUUAUUUUUAAUAUCGACUAAGAUAUCUGAAAAUGCAUAUCUCAUUCGUUAUAGAUACGAUUUUCCCAAGUAGAGCUUUCGAUUUAUGCAAAAAAACAAAAAAUCAAUAUUUAUUUCUAGAUUUUAACUAAUGUAAUCUAAGGUUUACAUAUUUGAAGAAUUUUUCUGUGCUUUAAUUAAAUUUCUAUGCGAAUAUAUUUCUUUAGUCUUUAGCGCAAAAAAUAUUUUUUUACUUUGACUAGAAGUGUGUAAAAAUUAUUGCCAGCAAACGAAAAAUAAAGUACGUUCAAUCUCAUUUCACGAAACCUCGCAGGGUAGUCGCACGAAUAAUAAAUCGUUUAUAGGUUUACGAAAUGUUUAUCGCUGAGGCAUUAUUAUUAAAAAUAAUUACAUGCAAGCAUUAAUAUAUUUAUAGUGUAUCGUGUUUGUACCAAAAAAGUGCAUUUUUUCUGAAGAGUUAAAAAAGAUGGUCUCAGACAAAUUUCCCUUCAUGUUGAAUUUCAGUAGAACUAGAGUUUUUUUAAUCGACUGUAUGGCAUUUUGAUUAAAAAAAUGACUCAUAUUGAAUCUGAAAGUGGUUAAACGUCUAAUGGACAAAUUUAAUUAGAUUUAAAUUUUGAAGAAAAAAAAUCAAAGAAAAUAAUGCACGAAGUUUGGUGCAUCUUUGUAGAAUUCCUAGAAACGUUCUUUGGGCGUUGACUGAAUGUGAUGACUGUCCAGAAAACGUCAAUGCGACCUCACGUGUGUCCUGAAAAAUAGCUCAACAUUAGACACUCAAAUAAUUAAUUAUAUUGUCAUACGCAUUUGAAUUGUUGUUAAUUUAUUCAGUUCAUUUUAUGUUUCCGAUUAUAAUAUAAUUGAUCUGUUAUAUGAUUAUUUUAUUUAUUGUUAAAUGAUUCAAUGAAUUAAUAUUUUAUUUCAAACUCUAAAUUUCUAGUCGGAACCUAGUAGAUAUUUUAUUUUUAACCUACUCAAUAUUAGCACAUUUGGCAAAGAUGUUUUUAAAAAUAGUGAGAACAAUAUAGUGAUAUACAUGAAUUAAUAGUCAAAAAAGGCAGUGAAUUUAUUCUCAGUGAAUACCAUAUGUAUUAGGAAUCUUUUUUUAAUGAAUUAAAAAUAGGCAAAACCUUGAAACGUCCUGACACAUCGACGAUUUUGAACAAUUUAUCAAAAAAUAAAAAUUUUGAUCUACUUUACUGUGGAAGGAAAAAUCUUAUCAAGGUCUGUAAUUUCAAUUUAUAAUUAUAAUAUUAUUAAAAAUUAUAGAGAAUGUUUAAAAA
Belonocnema kinseyi is the source of this 6858-nucleotide messenger RNA. Its product is annotated as transcription factor Sp4-like. The record is from RefSeq and is a predicted model, not a curated record. Gene Ontology annotation, molecular function: DNA-binding transcription factor activity, RNA polymerase II-specific; RNA polymerase II cis-regulatory region sequence-specific DNA binding. The transcript has 4 exons. Lineage: Eukaryota; Metazoa; Arthropoda; Insecta; Hymenoptera; Cynipidae. Gene Ontology annotation, biological process: regulation of DNA-templated transcription. Bases 1426 to 4815 code for a protein of 1129 amino acids.